AUGAAAGCAAUUCUGGGCUCUUCCACUUUCGAUCCUGUUCUCCCGAGGAGGUGCGAAAGCACAGCUCCUGGGGAGUACCGUCUGACCUACCACCACUGGAGACAGGUGAAUCCUGACGGGCGGUUCCUGGGGGCAGUUUUCAACGUCUGCCUCCUACACCGCCACACAACCCAGAGCUGGAAAUCAUUGAGGACCACACUGAUGUACAAGAAGGGUGACUGUGAGGAUCCUACAAACUGGUGUCACAAGGGCAUCCUGCCAUACGAUGUCGUGUUUGAAAACAGCUUCAUGCUGCAGGGUCGCCUGGAUGACGCCAGGACAAAAGCUGGGGAGCUGUGCGUAGGUUUCCUCAACUACGCUGAUGCCUUCGGCUCGGUCACCCACCAGGCCCUCGUUGAUGCUGUCCACGGCGUGGGCGCGGGGGAGACCUUCGCGGAGAUCUUGGAAGAGGUCUACCGCACCAACACCACCUGUGUCGUGGCAGCAGCUGGCACCUAG
This is a messenger RNA of Rhipicephalus microplus (southern cattle tick), 498 nucleotides long. RefSeq lists its product as uncharacterized. The record is from RefSeq and is a predicted model, not a curated record. NCBI's taxonomy places the organism in Eukaryota, Metazoa, Arthropoda, Arachnida, Ixodida, Ixodidae.